Messenger RNA from Meriones unguiculatus (Mongolian gerbil), 4079 nucleotides. It is a transcript of the gene Tspyl5, whose product is annotated as TSPY like 5. The transcript has a single exon. Gene Ontology annotation, biological process: nucleosome assembly. The record is from RefSeq and is a predicted model, not a curated record. Gene Ontology annotation, molecular function: chromatin binding; histone binding. The coding region runs from base 94 to 1323 and encodes 409 amino acids. NCBI's taxonomy places the organism in Eukaryota, Metazoa, Chordata, Mammalia, Rodentia, Muridae. Gene Ontology annotation, cellular component: chromatin; nucleus.
UCCUGCCCUGCGGUGACGUCACGGUUGCCUUGGCGAGGCCUGCUCGGUGGAGACCCGGCUGCUGCCAGCUUUGAAGCCCUGUCCGCCGCCACCAUGAGCGGACGGAGUAGGGGUCGAAAGUCUUCCCGCACCAAAGGCCGGGGCAAAGGUCGGGCCAGAGCCCGGGUCCGCGCCGCUGCAGAUGAUGCCUGGCGCGACGAGAAGCCGCCAGAGAGCCCGCCGCCGGAGGAGGAGGAGGACGACGAGGCCGCGGACGCGCAGGCCGGGGCUGCUCGGGGAGGCGCGCAACCAGCCGAUCCCAGGGAAGACCCCCGCGUCCCGCUGGACUGCGGCCUGGCCCUGCGGGCAAGGGCUGCGAGCGAUAGCGGGCUGGCGGCCACUGACCCGGGCCUGGAGAGGGCCACAUCCCUCGCCGAGCGCCUGACCAGCGACGCCAGUUUUGUGGGAACCGUGGGAGCCUUGGCGAGGCUGCGACACAGCUGCCGCCUUGGAAAUCGGCGAGUUCCCCGGAGAAGGGCCCUAGAAACUCGGUGCGCGGCGGGGAGGGGACCUCAGGCCACAGUCAGUGGGAAGCCAAAGAUGAGCUCUGCGGGGCCUUGUAUCGCUGUCCCAGCGGGGGAGGAAAAGAAGGUGGCAGAGAAGCAUGCUGGGGCAGGGUCCACCAUGAUGAUAGGGAGCAUGGAUACCCUGGAGACUGUCCAGCUAAAGCUGGAGACCAUGAAUGCGCAGGCUGACAGGGCCUAUCUCAGGCUUACCCGCAAGUUUGGCCAGUUGCGACUUCACCACUUAGAACGCAGGAACCUCCUCAUCCAGAGCAUCCCCGGCUUCUGGGGGAAAGCUUUUCAGAACCACCCCGUGCUGUCAUCUUUUCUGAGCACCAGAGAUAAGGAUGUGCUGAGCUACAUGAACAGACUGGAGGUGGAAGAGCUUGGCCUCGCCAGAUUGGGCUACAAAAUCAAGUUCUACUUUAGCCCAAACCCCUAUUUCCAAAACAAGGUGCUUGUCAAGGAGUAUGGGUGUGGGCCAUCUGGUCACGUGGUGUCUCGCUCAGCCCCCAUCCAGUGGCUCCCAGGGCAUGAUCUACAGUCACUAAGCAAGGAAAACCCGGGAAGCAAUGGGAGCUUCUUUGGGUGGUUUUCCAACCACAGCUCUAUUGAGUCUGACAAGAUUGUUGAGAUAAUCAAUGAGGACCUGUGGCCCAAUCCUCUACAGUAUUACCUGAUCACUGAAGAAGCCCGUGGAGAGAAAGGAAAAGAAGAAAGGCCAGGUCCAGCAAAGCGGCGAGCGGAGGCCCCUGGGCCUGGAGUGAGACAGCCCAACUGAUCCUCCACUACCUCCUGCUGGACUCGUUAGGCUGGCCACGUGGGUUUUGUUGUCUGCCUUCUGUUCAUGCUGUCUUAUGUACACUUUGGACUUACGUUCAAGAAUGUGACAUUUGUGAACAUGUUCCUUGCUUCCCCGUGGCCUUGUCGCAACAGUAUCCCAUGUGUGAUUCCUCUCACUGCUUGUAUAUUAAGCACUUAAAAUGUAUGCAGCUUUUCUCUACACUCGCCGGUCCCUGUCCUUACCUUCCCACCUGUCAUUGAUGUGGACAUUCAGAGUCGUCGUCCGGAUGGAUACUCGAGCUAUGCUGCUUCGUGGCCAGUCAGAUGGGCUUUGUGGCCAUUUCAGCUGUGCAUGUUAUCGACGGCAAGGUUUUCUAUUGCCAUCACAAAAUGAAGCCAGUGCACGUGGCGCUGGCCAUCAGCCAAACGUUAUUGUUCUGUGUGUCUGGAGGCACCAACCGAGGUUCUUCCUAUCUUAUUUCCAGCUUCUGCCUAGGGUCCAGCAAACUACUGGGUGUCUCGUCUUGCCUCUGGGCCAGACUACAGGUGAACCUUCAUCGAAGUCUGGAUGUGCUUGGUUGCAGUCAGCCCACUGACUUUCGGCUGGGUCAGUGCUGUUGGCGCCAACAUGUUUAUCAAGGACUUCAAGAACUGCCAAUGUACCCAGGAACCCUCCCAGGGCAUGAGCUACAAACCCACCUUCCCCAGACUUUAGGAACCCUACAGAUUGCCAGGCUGGUGGGCAUCGUGGUAUUUAUGAACAUAUGCUUGCGACUAUCAUGUUGUGAGUCCUGUGAAGGCUACAGCUUUAUCAACUAGGUGUCUGUGUCAACUUUCCUUAUUCCUUGCUAAAAUGGGAAAAGAGUACUUUAGUGGUAUGCUGAGGAAGAGAGAUUUUUCAUUUGUAUGCCUGUGUUUACUUCACAUCUCCAUGCUACUUAGUCUGUUUCCUGUCACCCUACUCCUGACCUUCCUACUCUCCUCCUUGUGACUCUUCCUUUUAAAAUAGCAUCACAGCUCAGACAAGGAAAACCAUCAACUAGGCUUUUCUGUAUACAGCUAGGGAGGCAGAUAGGGGCUUCCUUUGCAGUCAUAUAGUAGGCUGAGAUAGGAUUAAAAAAAAAAAAAAAAAAAAAAAACAAAAAACAACUCAGGAGGCCUCAAGAGGGUCUAUGGUCAGACUUAGGUCCUGAAUCCUGAGUUCAUUCUGUAGUUCUAAAGUUGUAUGCAUCUGCUGGAAUUAGGAACCCUAAGGCAGGAGAGUCGUGGACUCUUGUUUUGUCUUCUGUGUGUUCCUUUUUAAGACCCAGGGGCUUCUUUUUGUCUCUUUUGGUAUCCUGUGUCACUGGGAUCCUCAACCCCCAGCUUCCCCAUUCAGCAGUUCUUUGCUGUCUUUGCUUCUUAGCCCAAAUAUAGUCCCAAUAGGGGAAUCCCAAGGUGUUUCCAGGGACAGGUACACUACAGACAGAACCUGAUAGAGCUAUUCCUGGUGUGUGUGCAGGCUGAGCCUUUCUGCCCUGGCUUGCUUGUCCUGACUUAUCUUCUGUGAUAAGUAGAGCUCUCUAAGCCAGUUCUUCCCCAAACCCCCUUUCUGCUAUAGAAGAAGGCUGUAUUCUAACCUCUGUGAGGGGGUCCUUGACUCAGUGGUAAGGAGAUAAUAGCAGGGAAAACAGGGCAAGAUAGGUAUGAAUCUGUUGUUGAGUGGGUCAGUGAAAACUUGAUAGAAAUGGCUUGUGAAGCUGCAGAGAUAGUGGCCUAUCUCUCAGUGAUGAAGUUAACAGAGGACACCUUCCUCAGAGUUGAGAAGGGAGAAUUAAAGUGGCUGUUGGUAAACAGGAUGCCUGGGCAAGGAUGGAUCCAGAGUUCUGGACAGUGUUUAUCUUCAUUAGUGGAUUUUUCUUUCUGUAAUCAUAGAAACAAACCCAAAGCAACGUUACUAUGUUGGAUAGAAGGUGUAACCUUGUGUGUGUGUGUGUGUGUGUGUAAAAUUAUGCUAAAUGCUGUGUAUUUGGCUCUAAGUAAAAUGUUAACAAUUUAUAUAUUUUUGCCUAAUGAAGAAAACAGAUAUGUACAUGUUUGCUUUUUCUAAAAUAUAAUUUGGUCUUUAUUAUGUAAAGUUCCAAAAGCAGGGGUGGAGACGAUGGUCUCUGGACCCUGUGUGCCUCCUACCUUGAAGCAUCCAUCAUCAGCUAUGAGCAACGUAAUUUCAUCUAUAGCUCCUCUUCUGCCUUCAUGUUUAUUGAAAGUCCAAGGUACUAUGCCAGUGUAGCCAGAUCUACUUUCAGAGACUGAGGCUUUGGCACUGAUACUCUCAUGAUCACAGCAAGUCCACUUCUGUCAGUUUUGUGUAAAAAAAAAUUAAUGUUUUUUGCAGAAGUGAGCCUCGUAAAUGAGUCUUCACGGCUAGUGAAACUCCAAGAGUGAUGAUGAGGAUAUUCCACUCUUGCUCGCAUCUACAAAAGAACAGAGCAUUGUGUUGUAAAUCUAAGACCCUGACAUAAGGCCCUUGAGACCCUUCACACUAUUAGGCUUUUCUCCUGCAUAACAUAGAGACUUCUAUGGACCGCUAGGGUUGCUGUGUUCUGUGAAAAUAAUCAAUCCAAUAUAAUCUUUCAUUGGUUGUUGUAGUUGAUAAUUUGAUACCCUGGUAAUAAUGCGAUUAUUCCCUGUUCCUAAGUGGCAUAAAUACUUGCAAGUGUGCAUGUGUGGUGGAAAAAAUAAUAAUAAAAAUUAUUGUCUCACUGCUUUAUUUCA